Paramecium octaurelia is the source of this 9053-nucleotide messenger RNA. Lineage: Eukaryota; Ciliophora; Oligohymenophorea; Peniculida; Parameciidae. The record is from the annotation of a GenBank genome assembly.
AUGAACAUUUCGUUUGUUGCAUAACAAUCUUGUAAGAAAGGUGUUGAACAUAUUAAAAUUGCCGCGCUUAAAAUAGCAUUUAGAAUGCUGAAGCAAAACAAUCCUCAUUAAAUGGAUUUGAAUAGAUCGCCAACAUUAAUAUAACCAAUUAGCUUAUACUCUGGAAAAUAAUCAAGUCAGGAGGCUCAAAUAUAAUAAAGAGAGGAUUUUGAAUAAGAGUCUAAGAAAUCAAAAUAAUUGACAUUUCUUUAAACAAAAGUAAGAUCAUCAACGACUCCUUAAUAAGUAUAAAUAAAGAUUCGAAUUAGGAUAUUUUAAGAUAAUAAGAAAAAGAUGAGAUUUUAGACAAUGACGUAUCAGUGAAUUAAUCAGAAUAGAAAGAAGUCACAAAAUUAAAAAAGAAAUCAUUUAUUUAAAAUAGAGACCCGCAAUAAGAGCUUUAAAGUCAUAGAUAAUCAGAGCAUCCAUUUCUGAAAUUUGGAGAUGUAUUUGUUAUAAAAACAAACGUUACAAUGUCUGGCAAGUAAUCAGAUGUACUGUUCCAUGAAUUGAUAUUAAUAGGGAAUUUAAAAUAUUCAGGUUCAAUAAAUUGUGUAAAUAUGUCAAAUCAAGUCAUCAAUAAUCCAUAUUCGCAUUAACAGAAAUGUUUUUUUACAAUUCGUAACCCAAGGACAAUAAAAAAUGAUUAAAGUCACAUUUGUUAUGGUUAACGAAUAGUGUUAGUGAAUAUAAAGUCUAAAUUGAGUGUGAUGAUUAACUUGGAUAUGCCGUCUUAAGAGAGAGGUUCAUUUUCUGUUAAUCUAUCAUCUCAAAUAGGACAUUAGAAUAUAUUAAGAAUAAUGCCGAGUUCGAGUGCAAAGAAAGUAGGAGAUAAAAUUUAGUAUAAUGAUUAAUUAUUCUUUUAAUAAGAUUCAAAUAGGUAAUAUUUUUUAAAACUCGAGAAGGAUGAAUCCAGAUAUUCGAGCAAUAAAUUUAUUGAUAUCAAUGCAAGUGAUUGUCCUGACAGUUUUUAACUUCACAAGGUAAAACAUUAUCAAAACAACAUUGUGUAAAUAAUUCACUAACAAUCCUAAAUUGCUGUUGGAACAAGUGAAAAAUAGUUACUGUCAUUUAUUGCAAAUAAGACCGCUCUGAUUACCAGUGGAACUAAUGAUUAACAGCAAUCACAAUAGGAAUCAUUUGCAUUAAGAACUCUAGAUCUUAACAAAUACUUAGUUUAAGACUAUGAAGCAUUAUCUAGUAAUCUACUUAACUCAUAUACCUAUUUUGAAAUUUAGCCAAUUUAUCCAUUCACUGAAUAGUUGGAAUAACCUAAUGCUUGCAAACUAAAAUCUCUUUUCACACAGUAAUAUUUAACUGUAGACCCCAAUGAUGAAAAAAGAUUAAAGUUGACAUCAGGAUAUGUUUAGGAUGAUUAUAGUGUAUUUUACAUAAAUCCUGAACAGACUGGUCAAUAGGAGUCUAAUGAAUAAAUAGUUAGUAUUUAAAGUGCCUUAGGAACUUAUUUAUGUUUAACUUAGAAUGCCAAAUUUUAAUUUUAGCAAGUUUAAACUGAUUAGUCUCCUUAGUUAUUUUCAGUCAAGUCUAUUGAUGUUUAAUCCUCUAAUAUUUUGGAGGACUUUAAUGAAAUUUAAAUGAGAAUUCUGAAUUUUCAUGUGUAUUUAUAAUAAUGGUCAAUAGUGUAAGAUAAAAGAAAAUAAAAUGACGAUAUUGUUUUAUUUGAUUACUUGAAAUCUCUAUCAUAGAAAUCUUAAUUAGAACAAGAAGUGUAUCAUUUACAAUUAUAAUUGGAUAAUCUUAAUAGUCUUUUGACAAUUAAGCCGAAUGAACAUGAGAUAAAUAAUAACAACUAAAUAAAUUAUGUCUAGAAAUAAAAAGUGAUGAGAGAAUAGAAAAUAUUGGAACUCUUAUUUUCAUUAUUGAAAUUAAUAGAUAAUAUUGUGUUUACAUCUUAGAAGGUGUUUAGAGAGAAGGACCGAAGUCGUCUCUAUAAAACAGAUCGCCCACUCCCAUCUCAGUAAUCAGCAGUAUUAUAUUUUUAAUCACUUAUAGUCUUAUAUUGCAUUCAAAAUCUUAGCAUCUAUGCCAAUUUAAAUUUAUAGAAUAAUCUUGCUAUCAAUUAAGAAUAACUCAAUCAAUAGAAGAAUUGCAUUGGAUAAUGAUGAAUUCCUAUGCUAAUAAAUAAGGAGUUAUGGUCCACAAGUAGCUGCUAUUUUAAGAGAGGCAGUGCGAGAUUAGCCUAAUAUUGACUUAGCAGACUGGGUUAAAUUAUUGGAGCCACUUAAUGAAAUCGGAAAUAACAUUUAUGACAUGACUAUUUACUUGAAAAUCAUUUCGAUUGCCAUGGUUGAUUCAAAUAAUCAAGGAAUAAUCCGAUAUCAAAAGAAAGUAUGCAAGGAAUUGUUUUCAUAAGGAAAGAGUGGGAAAACUAAAUUUCUAUGUUAAUUUAAUAUCACUCAAUCAAAACCAACCUUUACAUUAUUCAGGGAAGAAGCUUUAGCAGAUUUUCUGAUAAAAAAUCCAUCUUUAUCAUAAUUGCAUUUAAUUCGACCGUCUGAAAACAAUGAAAUUGAAUUAUUCUCUUUAGAAGAACUGGGGGAAAAAAUACUCUAUAAAAAAUCAUUAUUAUAAUUCCUGAGUUACUUAACUGCAUGUGUGAAUCUUUUGGCUCAUCUUUGCAAAGGGAGGAAUAAAAAAUGCAUGAAAAAGGUUAAAUAACUUGGUAUAUCAUCCAAUCACAUCUAACAAGUUAUAAAAUCAACUUUAAUUCCAUUAUCUAUGAAAAAUAGCUAUCUAAAACUUUAUGAAGUUUUAUACAUAGAUAUAGAUCCAUUUCUACCAAUAGAUUCUCAAACUUGUUUCAUUUGGGGAUAAUUAUAAAUGGAAAAAGACAAAAAGAUAGCCUAAAUUUUCAAUCAUUAAAUUGAACCGACAGAAGUUGAAAGAAUUAUAAAGGAGUUUGAGGAUAAAAUGUUACCGUUGCUUUUUGAAUUGUUAACUAUAGGACAGAGUUUUUAGGAAGGAUUGAUUCAGGUUAAAAAAAAGAAAAUGUAUGUUCGCCUUCCUUCCAUGAGUUCUAAUUCAGUUUCAACUGAGAAAGUUGAAUAGAAAAGCAAAGUUUCAUAAAAAAUUAAAUUCUUAACAACUCUCUAUCAUCUAAUAUAUAAAAUCAUAAAAUUUGGAUAUUUAACAGAAGAACAAAUUUGCAACAUUGUCAAACCGAUGCUUUAAAUUUUUGUGCCCUUUUUAUCUUUAAAGGAAAAGUUAGCUUUGGAAGUUAAGGAAAAUUGGUUAAAUGAAUUAAUCAGUAGUGCCCUUUCUUUACAAUAAUAAGGGUUAGUGGAUCUGAUUGAUGACCUAUUUUUUAAUGCUGGACUCUUGUUUAAGUAGUACUUCAUUAUUUAAUUGAAUGUGUAAAUUUAAGAAUUCAUUAAACAUUUUUAAAGAUCUCAUUAAACUUAUUGUCUAUAGUCAUUAGAUAAACUUAUAUUUGAAAUUAAAGAUAUCAUAAGCAGGAUGUAAUUGGGAGAAAACAAAAAUUUAAUUUUGGGUUCAUUAUUGGGAUUCUAUUUCUCAAAUUUUCUAUUUCAAAGCAAGGGUUUUAAAAUAUGUUAUGAAGCACUAAACUAAGGAGUUAAUUAAUAGUGGAUUUAAAAGUUGAAAUAAGUUGAAUUAAUCCUAGAAGGUGAAGAAACUGAGUUGUAUCAAUAGUUAACAGGGAAUUCGAGCGAAUCCAUAUUUUCACCUACUAAAUUAGAGUUAUUAAUUUAAUAAUUGGAGGAUUAGUAAAAAAAGAAUUAGGAAGGAGUAGUUUAAUAAAAAGAGGAUAAAAAUCAGGAAAUAGAGAACCUCUUAAAUAAACUAAUUAAUAGAAUUAAAGAAUUUAAAAUGGAUCAAUUUUAAUUAAAAAAAACUUAAAAUAUACUCAGAAAUUUAGGGGUACAUAAAUAAAUUCUUAGAUUGAUUAAAGUCUUUAAAGAAUUUAAUCCUACAUAGUAAAUCUGCAUAAAUUUAUUGUGUUUGUUUUUAAUUAAUAAUAAAUUAAAUUGUGAACAAAUAUAAGAUGAUAUCUUCAUAAUCAUAAAACUAGGAGCAAAUAAUAUUAAGGUUUCAAAAUUAGUUGGAGUGUUUUGUUAGAGUAUGGUAGAAAAAUAAAGUUUAAUAUAAUAAUUAGUUAAAUGCAUCUUCAGCACUAUGUAUGAGUACAAAUCAAGUUGUCAAUAGUUUUAUUAUGCUAUGUUAUCCAUUUUGCAAAACAAAUAAAUUUCACCUGAGAGAUUAACUAUCAUAAAAAGAGAAAUAUUAAGUAAUUUAUUUAAAGUGCCUAACUUCAUUAAUGAACUUUAAUACUAUAAACAAUUUAAUGAAAUUAAAAAUUAAAAUGAUGAAUAAUCUUUUUAUGGAUUGGAUUAUUAAAUAUUUUCUGCCUCAAAUUCAUUAACAGCCUAAGUAAUUAAAGAUUAUCCCUUGGGGGUUUAACAGAUCCAAGGUAUUUUAUUUACUGAAUAAAUCAAUUAAAUGAUACAUAAUCCUGGAACCUCUUAUCUAAUGAAAUCAGAAUUAAUCAAAUUGGUUUACGCCACUUAAAUUCAAACAAACCAUACAUUUUCUAUGCAAGAUAUGAGAGAACUAUUAUUGCUGAUUUUAAAUGAUUUAUUGGCAUUUCCCAAAUAUCUAGAUGGGUUAGUAAAGACAUUUGAAUCAAACUCCCCUGAAGACAAGGAAAACAUGAGAUAGGAUAUAUUCCAAUUAGAAUAUAUGAAGGACAAGCUGUUUUAGGAUACAGAGGAGAAAAGAAAGAAUUUAUUAAAUUCAACUCUUGGAUUAACAAAUCAAAAUACUGCAGCUUAAUUGUAAUAAUAAUAAAUUAAUGAACAAAAGAGAAUUGUGAAUGAUUACACUGAAUAUUGGAAAUAUGUAUUAGCAAUCUCAAAUUGGUAGAAUAUCUAAUUUGGUGUAUUAACACUACUCUAGUAACUAUUCAAUGAAAUAUAAAUCAGAAAAUGGAAUAUAUCCGAAAAUUAACUCAAUUAAUAAGCUUUUCAAAGUGAGUAGAUGAAUUAGGUAGUGGAAGAUUCACUUUAUGAACCAUUGGCAUUAAUUAAGUUAAUUUUAGAAAGCAUGAGACAAACCUUGGUAAUUAUUGAAAUCUAAUUGCUAACUCCAAAAUUUAGAGUGUAUUUGGCUUAGAUUUAAUUCUUUCUAUCAAAAUGCUUAACUUAAUGUCCCUUGGAUUCUAAUCUAAAGCACUUCAAAACGAUCAAAUAUGCUCAAGAACACAAAACUUAAAGGGCAAUCAAAAUGUAAAUAAAGGAAUAUAAACAAAGAAUGAAUUCGAAAAUUUCAUAAGAAGACAUUAAAAAAAAUUUAUAUUAAUUUUAUGAGAAAUUAAGGAGAUAUAUGAUGGACAAGCAUCUUACAAUUAGUGAAAUGAUGGAUAAGAUAAGAGGUGAGUUUUCAUUUCAUUAGGAUUUGCAGAUUCAAGAAGGAGAAUACAGUGUUGAUAAUGCAGAUAAGCUAGUUAGCAGAGAUAAAUUUUGUAGUUUGUUUAACAAUAUUUUGGAUGAGCAUUUUGCUUUGUUGAUCAAAUUAAAAUAAUUAAAAGUUCUACCUGAUUUAGAUUAGUAUCUAACAUUUUAAGAUGCAGUCAUAUACUAUGAAACCCAUAUGUAAACCAAGGAGCCAUCAAAGAGUUUGCUGGAUUUAAGUAGAUAUAAUUAUUUAUUUAUUAGAUAAAUUCUAUUAAUAACUGACAAAUUAUUUUGAGAGCCAAAAGGGGAAACUCAAUAAAUAAGAUUUAAAGGAAGCCCAAAGAAAAUAAACAUUGUAAUAAACGUAUUAUCAAUAAAAGUCCAUCUUCAUUCAAUAAACAUUUAAUUAAUUUAUUUACUAAUUUGAUUUAUUGAUCAAUCCAGAUAAUGUAUAUAAUCUGUAUAGAUUGGAUAAAUUAUUAUUUGAGGACUUAUAGGAAUAAUUUCUAUUGAAACUUCAAAGUGAGGAAGAAGUCAUAUAUACAUUCUCACGAUUAUUAAAAGAAGAAGCUAACUAAGAUAAAUUUCUAGCCUUGCAUAUAUUAAAUGAAAUACUGUAAAAAGAAUAGAACAUAAUAGAGAAAGAAAAACUGAUACAUUUUGCAUUAAAAUAAAUUCCAUUUCUUAUGAUAUAUUUAGAAGAAAAUGAUAAUGAAUAUGCCUUACCUUGUAUAAAAAAAGUUUAAUUAACUUUGUCAAUAUUUGAAUAAAUAUAAAGAAUGGAUGAAGGAUAAUUGGGAAACAUGUUCUCUAAUGAAAGUUGUUUACCGUUUCAUAAAUUCAUUUCAAGAGCAUUUAAUCAAGUUGAUAGAUUAUUAAGUUUGGAGCAACAUUCAAAAUAGAUUACUAAGUCAGAUCAAAAAGGAUUUUUCAUUAGUAGAGUGGAUAUUUAAAACGAAAGAAAUUAUUUAUUAGGGCAAUUUUUUAAAAUUAUUAUUUCAAUUUUAAGAUUUAUUGGAAAAUUAAUCUUAUAUAUUGAUAGAAGUUGCUAAUUUUGUGAUCCUAAUAAUUAAUAAGCUUUAAUAGAGGAGGUAUUAUAUUUUACAUCCAAUUUUUACAAUUAUAUCAAUAGAUCAUAAUUAACACAUAUAUGUACUGAACUAGAUAUACUUACAUUAUAUUCAGAAUGUCUCAAAUGCUUAAAUAACUUUUGUGAAGGAAAUCCACAAAAUUAAUAUCUAGUUUUUAGUCAUAAACCAUUGAUUUCAAUCCUUUAAUUUAUUAUAACAACAUAGAAAUAUGAUAUUCUAGCAGAUAACUUAUAGGAUAAUACUUUUAGAGUAUUAUUUAAAUCAGCUGUUUAAUUACUCCUAUAAGUGAAAUUAGAGGUUCAUUAUAGUUAUACAGACUUGAAUUUUUAAAUGCUAUUUGAGAAACUAUUAAAGAUAUAUGAAUAAUUUGCUCCAAGACUGAAUAUCGUUAUGUAAGGAUAGAAAUGCAAUCAUGUAGACAAUAUUAAUUGCACAUACUUAAAAUGCUAAUAAAACUUCAUAGCUGUGGGAGAGAUUGAAGUAUUAGGAAUUUGUUUUGAUUUAAUUAUCUUAUUUAACAUUUUGAGUGAAAACAUUGAAAAUAUUGGAAAUUGUGAUAAGAAAAAGGACUAUUGGUAGACAUUACGGGAUAGAGUAAUUGGGGACUAACAAAAUGAAUUGUCAUUAAACUAAAAGCAAAAUUUAAAUUUUCUAAGAAUUUACAUAAGCAUGAAGAAUUUUGUGAAAUAACAGGAGUUCAAUUAAAAACGAGUUGAAUUGUUGAAGGAAUAUUUGAAUUCAAAUGAUUCUAUAAUUGCAUCUCUAGAUAUAAAGGACUUAAGGACACAACAAAAAAUAAAUGUGAAAAAGAAGUCGACUCCUUUGAAGACUCCGCCUCUGGUAAAUAAAUAGUAUACUAUGUUUGGUGAUAAUUCAAGUCCUAAAAGCAAGUUUAAAGAAAGCAUUUACAAAAUAACAAAUAAAAAAUAAUUUGUUAAGUAAUCUUUAGAUGAAGCAAUACCAUUCAAAAAGUUCGAUGAACAAGAUUAGGUUAUUGACCCUGCAGAAAAAAGGGAGAGUAAAAUUGAAUAGAAAUUAGAAGUGAUUGCAAUAAAUUGGUUAGAGGGUGCUUAAUAUAAUAAUCAAAGAGACAACAUUAAGAAAAACAUGUGUAUGAAAAUGGCUGAGGCUAUUAACUUUUUUAGUAAAUAUGUGGGAUAAAUACAAAUCAGUUAACAUGAUGAGAAUAAGUUAUUAUAUUUUAUUCUACCUUUUCAAUCAUUCUUUUUAUUACAACAAACUACCAAAAAGGCUAAGAUGUUAAGAAUGAAGAGAGGUAGGUAUGAAUAGUUAAAAACGAUGUCUGAAUACUUCUAAAAAGAGGUAGCAUUUCGUUAAAAUAUUUCGAAGUAUCCAAAAUUGAAUUGGUUUUCAAUCAACAUUCAUUUGUUGAAGAUUUUAAACUACUUGAUUGUACUUACAUUAAAUUUAUGUUAUUUGGGUGAUUUAUAACGAAAGGUCAACAGUUUCUUUUUUAAGAGUCAAACUAUUGAAAUUAUUGUUAUCGUUUUAACAAUAAUUCUGAUAUUAUCAUCUGCUUUUGUACUAAUUAUUGAUAUUAUGAAUCAAUAACCAUAUAUAGCAUUUAGAGUUGAUUACUACAAGGAUCAAAAUUAGGAAGAUGUCAAUUUAGGGUUGAAAGGGACAGAAAACCUAAACUAGAUUUAUCCGGAUCCUUAGAAACAAAAGAAAACUACUCUAAAACGUAAAAUGAAGAUGCAUCAAUAUUUAAAUUAAAACAGAAUACUAGCUUAAAUCUCAAAUGUUACUUUUCUGUAUCACUUAACUUAUUUGAUCUUAGCUGCAUUAUCUUUUCUUGCUUCCCCUUUCAUUUCAUUACUAUUAUUUGAUAUAGUAUCCAGAGUAAAUGUAAUAGAUUUAAUUAUUUAUUAUUUUAGAGUCUAAGAAAAGUAUUAUCAUCAGUACUUGUUAACUUUUGGAAGAUUCUACUCAUUCUAUAUCUGACUUUGAUUGUGAUUCAUUGUUACUCAUUUCUAGCAUUCGUAGUUUAGGAUGCUGAAGUAUUUCAUGAGGAAGAGACUGCUCGAUUUUCAUUCAUAUCUAAAUUCUGGAAGUUCUUUGGAAAUGGAUUCCGAUUACAAAAUUCCUUUAAUUCUGAAGAUGAAACUCAUGAUUGGGGUAAUUACAUAUUUGUUGUUACAUUAUUUAUGCUGAUAUUCAUAUUGUGUUUCGCCCUCAUCAUCAGCAUAAUUAGUGGGUAAUACUCUCAUAGCAACUCAUUGUCAAAAAAUUAAAAGAAUAAGUCUUGUAAAAUUUGUGGUAUAUCCUAUGAUUAAUGCAGAGAAUAGUAAUCAAUUUGCUUAAUUUUAGAAAUAUCAGUUGGCAGGAGCAUAUUGAAAAAGAACAUAAAUUAUCUUCUUAUUUGUUUUUCUUGAUUUGUUUACAAUAGAAGAGGGAAUUAAAUUAUUUGGAGAGAGAAAUUGCUAAAAAAAUCCAACAUAAAGAUAUGUCUUGGUUACCAAAAAAAUGA